This is a messenger RNA of Temnothorax curvispinosus, 6097 nucleotides long. RefSeq lists its product as uncharacterized. Lineage: Eukaryota; Metazoa; Arthropoda; Insecta; Hymenoptera; Formicidae. The transcript is spliced from 11 exons. The coding region runs from base 1711 to 4830 and encodes 1039 amino acids. Gene Ontology annotation, molecular function: chromatin binding. The record is from RefSeq and is a predicted model, not a curated record.
AAACGUACACAUAAAAGACGUACAUGCACGGUCGCCAGAACGAUGAACGAACGGCGCUGUCGUGUUGGCACCGUACGCGUGAGAUUAAGUAGUGGUAUAGCGGCGCGUAGCGUUGCCGGCGCGUUGCGUCGCGACGACGACGUGGAUCGCCGUCGCCGUCGCCGUUUGUCGCGGGUAGCAGUGGUGGUGGUGCGACGUGGUGGGAUGCGGCAGCAGAUUCGUACGUGACUCGGUGCGGCAGGCAGGAUUCCAACCGGCGCUACUCUCGACUUUACGAACCAACAGAUCAGUCGAGUCGCGAACCUCGCGGAACGAGCUGCCGCGUGCGCGUGCCUCUAUCUCUUUUCAUCUUGUGUUUCUCCUCUCUUCCGUUCUCCUCCGAGUACCGGAGUAGGUACUCCGUCUGUCCCUCUCUCUUUCUUUCUCUCUCGCGCUUUCGCUCUCCGUCCCGUUCUGUCUCUCGCGGAUUCGCUUUUACGUUGUCAUUUGUUCCUCUCCUUGUCGCUCCUGUCCGUCUCGCGCUCCGUGAUUUCUCUCCUCUUCGUUCGCUCCUCGUCUCCCUACCCGCCGUGGGAUAGAGACCGUCUCUCCGUCUCCGUUCCGUCCGCGAGCGCCUCGCGUAUUCCCUUCUGCGUCUCACCUGCCGCCUAGCCCCGUCUCGGUCACGUACACCACUGACUUCAUGCUCGUCUUCCUCUCGCCCGCGGCCGCGAAGCACGUAUAUACGACGUACGGCGCGGCGGCUGGCAGGCCGCCGCCGUCGCCGACGAGGAACACCGAGCGGGUACGAGUCCGGUCGAGAGCAGCGCGGCACUCGCGGCAACUCGCGCGCUCACAGGACCCGCCGCCGCCGCGAAUAUCACCUGCCAAACGCAGUGGAUGCGCGCACUGAAUCGUUGAUCGCCCGCGUGAGAGACACUGCUAGACGACGUGACGUUCCACCCUCGGCGACGAUAACGAGGCUCGCGAUAUCGUUAUCGCGGCCGCAGAUUAACAAGGGGAAAUCCCGGCCGGCCUCGCGUCUUCCUUCUUCGGCCGCGCGUUCUUUCGCUCGAGCGCGCCGAUCGCAGGCCGCGACUCUCUCCGCUGAUGAUCCACACCGUUUCGCGUUAGGAUUGGCUUCUCUCUUCGAGCGCGCAUCUUCCAGGAAGCCAGGAAAGCCGAUCGAUCUUCAUCGCGUAAACGAUCCGCACAGUUGGCGGAGUGCGUCGCGUCGUAGCGACUUUUGCGCGUCACGCUGUGAUGCAAGUUUGUUUUAGCGAGUCAAUCAGGUUUGGCGUUCGCAGGCCGUCGAGUCGCAUCGUCGUCGUUCUCGGGAUCAUUCCCUGAAGAGGAUAAGCCGCGCUCGCACGCUAUCAUCGCACGUCGAGUGGGGGGUAUACAUUGUAAAUUACCGUUCUUGCCGGCAGCCGUACUUAGGCGCACCUGGGCACGGCGGAAGGUGCAAAUGGUCUCGAAUUGCUCGGGAAGAAGGAGAGGAUCGAGGGGGAAGUGCCGAGUGAAGUGCCGUGGCAGAGCGCGCGCAGUCGUCGCGCACACAGUGAUAUAGUCGUGUACAAAAUAUAUUUUUGUAAUACCUGGAGAAAAGAACUUUCGCUCGAGUCUCACGAUCUGCCGGGCGUGAGCCGGUCGUUCGAAGUGGCGGCGCCGAUUCGGGACAAGCUCGGCAAGUGCGUGGUGGACGACGACGACGACGAGGGAAUCGGUAGUAUGACCAAGAUCCGGUGCAGAAUCUGCGAGCUGCUCGGCGAGGAUCAAGGCCUGAAUCAUGGACUGAGCCACCCCUGCCACCUGACGAACCUGAAUCACCUCAGGCCGGGGCUGAACAGUCCGCUGCCUAAUAUGAACUACUUGAACCACGGUUUGCUCAAUGGCCUCUAUCUUCCGCAGCUCAAGGACAUGAUGCUCGCCGCCUACUUGCUCAGAGGGUAUUAUCAGCCGGCUGGUCCACUGAUACAGCACCCACCGCCACCACCACCAACCUUACCGCCCAUUAAGGGCCCACCUCCGGAACCGACACCCACGCCUCCCCAAAACUCAGAGGGUUCAGACGACCUGGUCGCCACUUCCACGACUUCGGGAGGCACAAGCAGUACGGGUGGAGGCUUUUAUAGGACAUAUUGCCCGCAGUACUACGGCACGCCCCCGCAGUAUCCGGAUCUGUGUUAUCCGCCGACGUAUUCUCAUCCUCACGCUCAUCCGCCGCAUUACUACAAAUACCCGCCCACUUACAGGAGGCAAUACUAUGGCUAUCAAGAGACCGGUGGAGGUGGCGGGCCGCCGCCGGGCAGCGGAGCCGCCGGAGGUGGCCCUGGAGUCGUUGAUUACCAACCACCUCCGCCACCGCCCGGCGAAUAUCCGCUACCACCCUAUUACGGGGGAUAUCCUCCGCCCCCCCAUCCGCCACCGCCACCUCCUCCGAAUCCGGCAUAUCUGCAUUCUCAGGGAAGACCUUUCGUAGACCCCUUUCAGGGUUGUCCAUGCCCGAUGCAAUCGUGUCCAAAAAACGUGGAUACUGGGGCCCUUAUUGGUAAUGGUAAGGGAGCGCCAGUGGUAUCGGGGCCCGGUCUGUCAUUGCCACCCAGUGCUUUGGUAGGUCCGCCCUCGCCGGCGAGGGGGCUAGCUGGGCUAGCUCCCCCUCACGGUGCCAAUGCCUGGGAUACGGAUCGCGUCCAAAUCAACACUCACCGCAACCUAAAUCAGAACCAAUCCCCCUCGGUCCCGUCGUCGCACAAUCUAGUCGGUGGGCACAGUCGCCUUCAGAACCAAGACUGUAGGAGUAAGGACGAGCAGAAUUGUACGGAGGAUACGUUGAGGAAAUGCGGUUGUCAGAACGCGUGCACGUCCACUUGCGAGGUCAAGAUGGAAACGCUAUCGCCCACUGAGAAACUGUCCGUCGCGGCGAGCUGUCCCAGCAGCAAGUAUCACAAUUUCAAGCUGGAGAACAACAACGUCAAAUGCGAGUCCUGCAGUAUGGAGAUCGACGGGCUGCCGUGCGUCGCCAAUUGCAACGUCGUCAAGUGCGAGUCGGAUUACAAGUGCGACAUCAUGAAGUGCGAGCAGUGCAUGAAGGAGGGACAGAUAGCGAUACUGGAGAUGGACAAGGAUUCCGGUAUCGUGCUGGACGACAAGCUCGACGGCGAUCCCGACGUGAAGGAGGAACUGGACGUGGUGGUGAUCGACAGUGACGAGAGCUGGAAAAAGCCCGAUUACGAGCCGACCGUGCAAGAAACUGUCGACGAUAAAGAGGAAGAGGAGGAGGAGGGGAGGAAAGUGGAGGAGGAAGUCGUGCAGGGACCGAUCGCGACCAAGGUCGAGGCUGGAGCUGAGAUCGAGGAACAGCCCAAGUGCCAAAAAGUGACCAAGAGGAAGCUCUCGCUCGACAGCUUAUCGGACAGCAGGAAGAAGAGGAAACUGAGCAAGAGGGCCCUGUCGGUGGGCUCGUCCCAGGAUGCGAAUAACGAGGAAUCGGUCAAUGUCAUCGCGCCGAUCGAGCCGCUAACUCCUAGUAAAGCCGAUAGCGUGAGAGCCGAGACGACGAUCGUCCCGAAGAAGAAGCAAGCGAAGAAGGACGCAGGGUCACGGGGUCAAAAGCGCAAGGCGGAGGCGCCGAAUGCGAACGAAAGCGCGACUAAGAAAGUGAAGAGCGUCAAGCAGAGCAUCGUGAAUUGCUUGAAACGGACCGCCAGCGAUAUCUCGAUAAUGGAGACUAUCGACGAUGUGAUACAGCAGAGUCUUCAGAUGACGCAGAAGAAAGACCGCAAGAGCAAGAACUGCGAGCGCGUGGAAAAGAAGAAGAAGAGCGUCAAAGAGGAAUCGUUACCGGCGGCGAAGAGGCCCGCGAAGAAGAUCGAUCAGGUGAAGGAGCAGGCUAUUGAGAAGGUGUCCAAAGCGAUUUCGAAGAACGGCCAAGCGAAAAGCAAAGCGGACGCGAAACCGAAACCGAAGGCCUCGCAGGACGGUAAAGUCAAGGUUGGUAAGGGAAAAAUUGGCAAAAUCGUGGAAACGAAGGCGCAGGAUGUAAAACCGAGGGCGCAGGACUCGAAAGCGCGGGACGGCUCGAAGAAGCGCGAUAACGUGUCGAAGACCAAAGCGAGUGACCUCAGCGAAGAUCCGAAAAAGUCGGCGGUAAUUAAGAAGAAGCGGAAGAGCGCGAAAAAGAUACCAAACGUCAAGAAGUCGGGCUGCAAAGUGGAGAAUUCCUCGCUUGGAAAUGAGAGCCUGACGUUAACGAGAAAAACGUUCCUGAAACCGAAGUGGAACAACGGAUGGAGCUGGGAAGGGGAGCCCUUUGAAGCCAAAGUUUAUCUAACGAAUGAAGAAACGGCCAUACGGCGAUGUUACGCGAGUAUGAGUCACGAGAGCGGCGACGUAUUGCGGCCUCGGGACUGCGUGUUGCUGAAGAGCGGUACGCGAAAGGGUGACUUGCCGUAUGUAGCGAAGAUAGCGGCGCUGUGGGAGAAUCCGGACGACGGUGAGAUGAUGUUCUCCUUGCUGUGGUACUAUAGACCUGAGCAUACGGAACAGGGUCGGACGCCACACGACAGCGAGGACGAGGUAUUUGCCUCGCGUCAUCGGGACGCAAACAGCGUCGCUUGCAUAGAGGACAAGUGUUACAUCCUGACGUUUAACGAAUACUGUCGGUAUCGUAAAAACUUACGGAGGAUCGAAGAGGGUUUAGAAAAUCCUGGCUUAAUAGUUCCGCCAGGGGACCAAGUGUAUCCAAGGGAGAAUCGGCAGCCUCCUAUACCAGUGCCAUCAGACAUGGUGCUUUUCUGCCGACGUGUUUACGACUAUCGCGGGAAGAAACUUGUGAAGAACCCCGGAUGACUCGAAUUCCUGUAAGAUGCAAACCGAGGAAGCUUAGGUCACACAUUGAAACUGGCCGCAGGUCUCCUUUCAAGCGUAAUCGCGUCGCUGUUGAUCGAUUUGUCUUGAUUUCGAAGGGUGACGAGAUUUGAUUGUUUUUUUUUUAAACGAAUUACCGAUUCCGCGAGCACACGCAGCCUCUACUUCUUCGUCACGUUGCGUUUUACCGGUUUGCUAGAAGAACAGCUUUUGCGUGGAGAAACAUUCGGUUCUAUCCAUAUAACUGUUAAAAGAAAGUGAAGAAAGUAGACGUGCUCGAAUCGUUUCAAGAACAAUCGGAUCUCCUUCUACCCUUAAACGUAGGAAGAUUCUUAGAACAUCGCGUUAAAGAAGAUUCGCAGAAAAAAAAAGAAUGGCACGUCAUGUAUAUCCUCGUAUAUAUUGUAAGACUUACAUUUAUCGCGCCGCUUAUAUUAAUCGGUCUUUCUAUUCUACUCGUCUGCGAUACCACAGAAAUCAUGAUGAAUCGUUCAUUAAUUCUGGUGAUAGGUGUUGCGUGGAAUUCAUGUCGGCGGAUCGGACGCCGGAAAGCGCGCGCCGAACGUUCGGGUCGAAACAUAUAGAUCAAUUACAAAUUCCGAACGAUAUUUUUCCAUGGAUGGCAUUAUCCGCAUGUUCCUCUCGCGGGCGAUCGCAAACUUUCGCCCCCUCCCCCCGUGCUCUCCAUUUUCCGCCGACACGAACGAAACCAAUACAAUCUCGAUAACGUGUAUAAGAUGUUUCUAGGCGAGUUAGUGGAAUUUGACAAUUUUAUAGAGAGAAUCAUAUUUUUUGUGAGAUAGCAUUUUACACAACACUUAAAUGGAUAUUUUUCACAUAGGAGAUAACAAAUGCACGACGUCGUAAUGUCGUGCGUCAUGGCGCCUUAACUUGAAGGGAACCUACGAACAGUUUCAAAGAUAAGGAAUCAAAAGCAGGGACGAAAUUGCGAUUAUUUAGCGAAAACACAGCGUUAUAUAUAUGUAUAAGUGUUCUCCGAUUAGGCCCGAGCGCCUGAUGCGAGGGGCGAACAUCAAGCGUGUGCGACAUUACACUUCCAUUGUCCCAUGGUGUGUUUGCAUCUGUCUCGGGGACGCGACUUCUCCCCGAAAUUCGAUCCGCGCACAUAUGUCAUCUUCGUCAAUGUAAUCAUUGUAAUGCAUUUUUACGAACAGUGCCGAAGAACAAAAAUCCAAGACUGAAAGUGGCUCGAUUCAUAUCGAAGAAUUUUUAAUUUACUGCUUUUAAA